Messenger RNA from Carcharodon carcharias (great white shark), 2680 nucleotides. Its product is annotated as actin-related protein 3. The coding region runs from base 192 to 1448 and encodes 418 amino acids. The record is from RefSeq and is a predicted model, not a curated record. Gene Ontology annotation, cellular component: actin cortical patch; Arp2/3 protein complex. Gene Ontology annotation, biological process: Arp2/3 complex-mediated actin nucleation. NCBI's taxonomy places the organism in Eukaryota, Metazoa, Chordata, Chondrichthyes, Lamniformes, Lamnidae. The transcript is spliced from 12 exons. Gene Ontology annotation, molecular function: actin filament binding.
GUGGGUGGGGAUGAUGGGUAAAUGAACUGCCGGAGGUCCCCGCCAUUUUGGGGCUAGUGCGGAAGUUGUAGUUGUGUCUCGGACUCGGAGCGGUUGAAGGUUCCGCCUUUUCAUGGUCAGGUAGCUCCCAGUACAUCGGCUCCUUUUUUUUUGUUUUUGUUGGCCGUUACGCCACGAAAGAGCACCUGAAAAUGGCAGGCAGACUACCGGCUUGUGUCGUGGACUGUGGCACAGGGUAUACAAAGCUUGGGUAUGCUGGGAAUACAGAACCACAGUUCAUAAUUCCAUCAUGUAUUGCCAUCAAGGAGUCUGCGAAAGUUGGUGACCAAGCACAAAGGAGGGUGAUGAAAGGAGUUGAUGAUUUGGAUUUCUUCAUAGGUGAUGAAGCAAUAGAUAAACCUACUUAUGCAACAAAGUGGCCUAUUCGCCAUGGCAUAGUUGAAGAUUGGGAUCUCAUGGAGAGAUUUAUGGAACAAGUCAUUUUUAAAUACCUUCGAGCAGAGCCAGAAGACCAUUACUUCCUUUUGACUGAACCACCAUUAAAUACGCCAGAAAAUAGAGAAUACACCGCUGAGAUCAUGUUUGAAUCAUUCAACGUGCCCGGUCUUUACAUUGCUGUUCAGGCUGUCCUUGCUUUGGCUGCCUCAUGGACAUCUCGACAAGUUGGAGAGCGAACGCUGACUGGAACGGUUAUAGACAGUGGGGAUGGUGUCACUCAUGUCAUUCCAGUGGCUGAAGGGUACGUGAUUGGUAGUUGUAUUAAACACAUUCCAAUUGCUGGUCGUGAUAUUACAUACUUCAUCCAGCAACUUUUGAGAGAUCGAGAGGUGGGAAUACCCCCAGAGCAGUCCCUGGAAACGGCGAAGGCUGUAAAGGAACGCUUUAGUUAUGUCUGCCCAGACUUGGUAAAAGAAUUCAACAAAUAUGAUACAGAUGGUACUAAAUGGAUCAAGCAAUACACUGGAGUCAAUGCCAUCUCCAAGAAAGAAUUCACCAUUGAUGUAGGCUAUGAGCGAUUUUUGGGUCCUGAAAUUUUCUUUCACCCAGAGUUUGCAAAUCCCGAUUUCACACAGCCCAUCUCAGAAGUAGUAGAUGAAGUCAUUCAGAACUGCCCCAUUGAUGUUAGACGUCCACUUUAUAAGAACGUUGUCCUGUCUGGUGGGUCAACCAUGUUUAGAGAUUUUGGACGCCGGUUACAGAGAGACUUAAAGAGGACAGUAGAUGCCAGGCUUAAACUCAGUGAAGAAUUGAGUGGUGGAAAACUAAAGCCUAAACCAAUUGAUGUUCAAGUGAUCACCCACCACAUGCAGAGAUAUGCCGUUUGGUUUGGAGGAUCUAUGCUAGCAUCCACCCCGGAGUUCUACCAGGUAUGCCACACCAAAAAAGAUUAUGAGGAGAUUGGCCCCAGCAUUUGUCGCCACAACCCUGUCUUUGGAGUCAUGUCUUAAGGCUGAUCUCAAUAUUGUAAGGGCUGAAGGGAGCCUUGCUUUUGGGGGCCUGUUCUGUCUGAAUGACUGGUGUUGCAUUAUUAAAAAUGGCUUGACUUUUAAAACAGAUGACCAAACAGUAUGUGGCUGACAAAUUUAACAAUUGAAUGUCUUAAAAUGGGCUAAAUUGAAAGAAGCCAAAAUAUUUUUUCCCCUUUUAAACAUUUUGGAUCAGUUUGUAAGAAAAUUCUAUGAUGGUUUUAGAUCAGGUUAUGCCCUAAGAUAAUUUGUUCAUGGGAAAUCCAAGACUGAAGCGAUUUGAGAUUAGAAUGUCAGCUCUGCCAUGCUUGAAUUGUACUCACAAAUGCGUACAAUGCAAGAGCUUGUUUAUAUUUCAUACUGAUUUUUUUUAUACAUCAGGUGGGGAAAGUGAGAGAAUUAGGUUAUCAAGUAUCAAGUAAAAUAAUAAAUGGUAAGAAAACUAAUACUUAGUGAAAGUGUGUGGAUGUACUGGUCAAUAGGAGUUGUACACAGUUUUAAAAAAAUCUAACACAAAAUGCAAUGAGAAGUGGAUUUCUGAGAAUUGAACCAGAGAUAUAGUUAUCCUUUAAUGUUGGAGGUUUCUUUUGCCUUGAGAUGGAAUCAUUUUACUGUUAGCAUGGCUUGCUGAUAUGUCUGUGCCUAAGAAAGUAUAAUUAAAGUGCAAACAUUUCAUCAAGCUCUGCUUCUACAGAUUGAAACUUUCCUAGCAAAGGAAGAGGCAUUCCAGCAGUAACUGUUGGAAGGGAUAAAUUGUGAAUUUUCAUUUUUCUUUAAACUUGGAUUUUAUUUUGUGUACAGCACUGACGGGUGUAUCAAUGCUCUUCUAGAAAUAUCUUCUCAGAAAAGCCUAAAAAAAAUUGUAUCAGCAUCUAAUAGGCUGCAGACAGUUUGUACAAGUCGAAUGACUUUGCUUAUUUGUGACUCCGGUCUGUUCCCAAAAAAAUAACAAACUGUAUUUCCUAAUAUCAAAUAUGGCUAACUCCGCAAGUGCUUUGGGAACUAAGGAACUAUUUCUUAUUCAAACUAAGAUGCCUGCUAGUGCUUUCUGAAUACUGAAUGCAUUUCUUCUGUUUCUUUCUGCAAAAAAAGACUGUUGGACCAGUAUUGUAGUUCUAGAGCCUCAUUUUGAUUUAAACCAAAUAAUCUAAUGAUCAAAGUGGUGUAUUUAAUGCCUUGCACCAUUCCAAUAAAGGCACAAAAUUCUUUUUAAA